Molecule: messenger RNA, 814 nt
Organism: Pecten maximus
Lineage: Eukaryota; Metazoa; Mollusca; Bivalvia; Pectinida; Pectinidae
Exons: 9
Coding region: 1-735 (244 amino acids)
Source: RefSeq, a predicted model, not a curated record
AUGAUAUGUAUCUCUCUGGCUCACGCGCCUCAGGGAGAUAUGUUUUCCACCCAUCAACGUGAUGCGUUUUGGCUUAUUACAGAAAUCAUCGCAUUCUUGUGCAUUGCACCAGUAGUGAAUUCUGCAGAACAGUGUUGGGUGUGUGACAAUGUAAGAGAUAUCGCUACCUGUAAGAAUACCACAAUAAACUGCGGCGCCGAUGAGGAAUGUUUUCUUGCAAAAUACAUAAAUGACUAUGCGGAAACUCGGUACAGCGCUGGAUGCAGCUCGCGAGCAGUUUGUCAAGCUUUGCAAGCGUUGGCACAUGGACGAAGAAGUCUCGAUCAGUGUGGACAAUGUUGUACGGGAUCACAAUGCCAGGCAAACCUCUGCGGGCUCCAGCUAAGUGUGUUAAUAGCCUCAAAUGAAACACUGCCAACUUGCCUGUAUUGUCCUGACCUUGUUGUCGAUGCAUACGCCUGCAAAAGUCGUAAAACGUGUCUGGAUACAGAAAUGUGUAGUACCGCUAUACAUUUAGUCGGGGGACGGAUCAGAUAUGAAUUUGGAUGUUCUUCAAAGUCGCUUUGUGCAGCACUUGCCGGUAACGCACCUGCCAGUAACGUUCGGUCUGGUAAUAGCGGUGUAACGAUAUGCAGCACAUUCUGUGUCGGAAAUGACUGUAACAGGCAGGAUUGCUACACACUGCAAUCAAUUAUGACAUCAGGAAUUCCUGGAACGUCACAUCAUCACGUUUGAGUGCGGUGUUUCCUUAUCAUUAAAAUGUAUAGUGAUCGGUGAUGCUUAAUUCAAACAAAUAAAAUAAUUACAGCAGGUG